GCGAGCGGAGGGGGGGGCCUGUCCCGGAGGUGGCGGCGGCGCCAUCUUGGCGAAGGGGGGAUCAGGAAGUGCAGACCGCGGCGGCGGCGGCGGCGGAGCCCGGAGCGCAGGCCGGAGGCUCCCGGCCCGCCGGCCCCGGAGCGGAGCGGAGCGGAGGAUGCAGCAGCCGCAGCCGCAGGGGCAGCAGCAGCCGGGGCCGGGGCAGCAGCUGGGGGGCCAGGGGGCGGCGCCGGGGGCCGGGGGCGGCCCAGGGGGGGGCCCGGGGCCGGGGCCCUGCCUGAGGCGAGAGUUGAAGCUGCUCGAGUCCAUCUUCCACCGCGGCCACGAGCGCUUCCGCAUUGCCAGCGCCUGCCUGGACGAGCUGAGCUGCGAGUUCCUGCUGGCUGGGGCCGGAGGGGCCGGGGCGGGGGCCGCGCCCGGACCGCAUCUCCCCCCACGGGGGUCGGUGCCUGGGGAUCCUGUCCGCAUCCACUGCAACAUCACGGAGUCGUACCCUGCUGUGCCCCCCAUCUGGUCGGUGGAGUCUGAUGACCCUAACUUGGCUGCUGUCUUGGAGAGGCUGGUGGACAUAAAGAAAGGGAAUACUCUGCUAUUGCAGCAUCUGAAGAGGAUCAUCUCCGACCUGUGUAAACUCUAUAACCUCCCUCAGCAUCCAGAUGUGGAGAUGCUGGAUCAACCCUUGCCAGCAGAGCAGUGCACACAGGAAGACGUGUCUUCAGAAGAUGAAGAUGAGGAGAUGCCUGAGGACACAGAAGACUUAGAUCACUAUGAAAUGAAAGAGGAAGAGCCGGCUGAGGGCAAGAAAUCUGAAGAUGAUGGCAUUGGAAAAGAAAACUUGGCCAUCCUAGAGAAAAUUAAAAAGAACCAGAGGCAAGAUUACUUAAAUGGUGCAGUGUCUGGCUCGGUGCAGGCCACUGACCGGCUGAUGAAGGAGCUCAGGGAUAUAUACCGAUCACAGAGUUUCAAAGGCGGAAACUAUGCAGUCGAACUCGUGAAUGACAGUCUGUAUGAUUGGAAUGUCAAACUCCUCAAAGUUGACCAGGACAGCGCUUUGCACAACGAUCUCCAGAUCCUCAAAGAGAAAGAAGGAGCCGACUUCAUUCUACUUAACUUUUCCUUUAAAGAUAACUUUCCCUUUGACCCACCAUUUGUCAGGGUUGUGUCUCCAGUCCUCUCUGGAGGGUAUGUUCUGGGCGGAGGGGCCAUCUGCAUGGAACUUCUCACCAAACAGGGCUGGAGCAGUGCCUACUCCAUAGAGUCAGUGAUCAUGCAGAUCAGUGCCACACUGGUGAAGGGGAAAGCACGAGUGCAGUUUGGAGCCAACAAAUCUCAAUACAGUCUGACAAGAGCACAGCAGUCCUACAAGUCCUUGGUGCAGAUCCACGAAAAAAACGGUGAGGCUGGAGCCAGGACUCAGGAGAUUCGGACACUUGCCACACCCAGGUUUUCACUUCCAGCCACAGAGCAAGAACCCCUUCUUUUGGUUUCUGAUACUCAACCACCCAUUAACACAGCACCUGCCCCAGUUCUCCCAGGAGGGACUGGCGGUGGCUAACAUUCACAACCUCUUCCAGAAACACACCAAAAUGAUCAAAUCACCGAUAAACUUGGUGCUACCCCCUUCUCGACCACCUUUUGAAAAAGCUCAUCUAACUCUCCCAUCAUCUCAGGUUGGGCACAUCAUUCCCCCUUCUCAUCUCCAGGUAUGCAGGCUCUCAGCUUCCCAUACACCUCUCCCCACACAGCAUAGCCCUCCCCAAUAUCCUCUUAUCUCUGCCACUGGAGACGUCUUCAGGGAUUGGGGCAGGACAGGGAGGGUGGGCCUGAACCUUCACCUCACUGACCAUUCCAUUUCUUUGCAGGCUGGUACACACCCCCAAAAGAAGACGGCUAACCUUGGAGUAUCACCCUUCCUCCCUCCCCAGGCACCACUGGACCAAUUACCUUUGAAUGCUGUAUUUGGAUCUCACGCUGCCUCUGUGGUUCCCUCCCUCAUUUUUCCUGGACGUGAUAGCUCUGCCUAUUGCAGGACAAUGAUGGCUAUUCUAAACGCUAAGGAAAAAAAACAAACACAGAACUGUUUCAAGUACUCAAGACUGACUUACAGACCAACCAACCACCUUGCUGGAACCCUUGCUAGCAGGCAUUCUUAUAAAAGAAACUUUCGAGCCUCCUUAUAUUGCUGGAAACUCAGCUGUGCUCCAGACUAGAGCCUCCUUACCUAUGCUAUGGAUUUUUAAUUUAUUUUCUCUUAUUUCAUGUACACUGCUUUUUUUGGUUACAGUGUAUGAUGGAUGUGUAUGAAAAAAAUGUAUCUUUGGGAAAACAAUUACAGUUUGUUAAUUUGAA
This is a messenger RNA of Gorilla gorilla gorilla (western lowland gorilla), 2349 nucleotides long. RefSeq names its product ubiquitin conjugating enzyme E2 Q1 (gene UBE2Q1). The transcript is spliced from 12 exons. Lineage: Eukaryota; Metazoa; Chordata; Mammalia; Primates; Hominidae. The record is from RefSeq and is a predicted model, not a curated record. The coding region runs from base 158 to 1555 and encodes 465 amino acids.